Molecule: messenger RNA, 2352 nt
Organism: Cyanidioschyzon merolae strain 10D
Lineage: Eukaryota; Rhodophyta; Bangiophyceae; Cyanidiales; Cyanidiaceae
Exons: 1
Coding region: 1-2352 (783 amino acids)
Source: RefSeq, a predicted model, not a curated record
AUGCAGAGACUAGCUACAAAGUGCCAAGUAGAACAAUGUACAACUGGACGCUCUCUUCCUCAAUCCCGUUGGGUACGGCGAAAACACUCGUGGCGCGGUCCACGGAACACCGUACUCGCGUGGGCACGCUGGUGGCUCGUGGCACUCCUCGUACUGGGCAGUGUGUCUGCUGUCGCGGCUGGGAAGCUGCUGACCAGCUUCCCAGCGACAUCUUCGACAUCGAACACGCUUCGCGUCGUACCGGGUUCGCCUUCGGUGCUCGUGCACGGCUCGCAGUCUACUUUUAAUAUUACUUUUGUGGAGCCUUACGACGUGCGGGCAAAGGAGGCGUUCGCGUUCGCGGCACUACAGUGGGCAAACGUGUUUCGUUCCAGCGCUCCUGUUCGAGUCGUCACCCGCUAUGCCGCGCUGGCGGCGGUAUCAUCUGCAACGAAUAGCGAUCUGGGCUCAACGUUCGCCUACUUGGUGUUUGGGAAUGGCACCAACGGCCUCCUGAACCGGACUUGGUAUAACACUGCCUUGGCAGGAGCGAUCGCGGGCCCGCAGGUCGUCGCAGGAACGCCCUUCGAUAUGCAGAUCGACUUGAACAGCGCAGCGCCAUGGCACUUUGAUCCGUACACCACCAUUGAUCCGCUGUCGGAGCCGCACGCAAUCGACUUGGCAACGACGGUGAUGCGGCAGAUUGCGGCAGGACUCGGGUUCAGCGGGACGAUCACCGCGAACCCUCAGACCAAAACCGCGCACUACGGCCUUUCGUACGACACACACUACGGGUACCCGGCAUUUUCCAUUCCUGGACGCUUUGAUUCAUUGCUCACCGAUGCUGCAGGCUGCAGUUUGAUUGAAUCGUGCCGACCGUUCGGCGGCGGCGGUCUCUAUCAGGCGCUGACAACCCUGAACAAUGUCCUUAUUCGGGACCGGGCUGGAAAUCCGUUCAUGCUCUUCAGCCCCAAUCCGUACAGUGCGGGGACAAACACGUACCAGUUUUCGCCGACGACCUGGCUGUGGGACUGCGUCGCGGCGGGAUUCCAGACCCAGCGCUGCAGUUCCCUGGUUACACCCUAUGCCGUCCCCGGUGAACAGAACUAUGAGAUAGGCGCGAAUACACUCGCGGUGCUCGAGCUGCUGAUGAGCAACGACACGCUUCCGUCGCCGCUUCCAAGUUACUGCACAACGGCCUGCAGUAGCAAUGCGGUCAUCGUGACGGAGGCGAUUGCAGCGUUUCAGGACGACGCUCCGGGGGUAAAUGCCGGGCGCGUCGCUUCACUGGACACACCAGCCGUCGACCAGGAGCGUGCUCACCUGGGAUCACCCACGGAACGCAUCUCCAUUGGCCGUAUGGAUGCGUUCUCGACGUCGCUCCUGAACGUGCCGGAUGCAGACGUACCUGCGUGGAUGCACUUGGUGCCAAGUAGUGCCCCAUCGAGAGGAGCGGUGUCCGGAAACCAGGAAGCAGGUGCUUCGAGCCUCGAAAAAGGGAAGAACGUCUACGUGCCGUUGGUACCCGAACCGUUGCCUUCGACAUCAGGACUUCCGAACGCUUUGUUACCAUCCUGCGGCAAGGUUCGAAAGGCGCUCGCGAGUGCGCUCCAGAACGUUUUGCAGGCCUAUAACUACAGCAACAGUGCCGUAGCACCGAUGCACUGCCACCUCAACGAGACCACGGAACGCUACCUCCUGAGCGCAGCGAUCCUGGGCCUCGACAUGUCCGCUCUGGGGAGCGUGCGUGCCACACUCCUUGACAGUGCCAAUACCACCGGUGUUCUGAUUGCUGUUUCGAUGCAGGUAGCGCUCGGCACGAGUCUCUCGCUGGACCCGGUCGUUGUGGUCCGUCUUUACGACCGCACCGGCGAGCUGGCACCGGUCAUGCCGCCACCGCUCCCGCUGCAGACAGCGUUGUCGUAUGCCGGUGCGUAUGAUGUGCACUGGCGAGUCGAGGCCGCUCCCGGAACCGUGGUGAACCAGACAGCAUUCUGCGCUCAUACAUCCUUCCAAUCGCUGCUUCAGAGUGCAACUCUGGUGGUUUUAGAAUUUUCUAUCAGCAAGGCGCUGAACACUUCCAGGUUCGGAACGGCACAGCUGUCGCUUGUGCCAGGUCGAAGCGAGUGCUCGUUGUACCGUGCCUCUCCAGACAGUGCACCACCGGCCAAGUACGACCUGUUUUUCACGAUAGGUGUUGCGCGCUCUGCGGCGAACCUGAACAGAAGCGCUGCCUUUGCUGCUGCUGGAGCAACUGCUGCCCAGAUGUUGAGCACCGUCGAUGUCCAGGAGGUGCUGCAAGCCCUGGCACCACAUGGUCUGUUUACAAAUACCGUAUUCGUUCAGACCGUGUAUAGUUCGUUCGCGUUUUGA